Paramacrobiotus metropolitanus is the source of this 1803-nucleotide messenger RNA. RefSeq lists its product as uncharacterized. Gene Ontology annotation, molecular function: UDP-glycosyltransferase activity. NCBI's taxonomy places the organism in Eukaryota, Metazoa, Tardigrada, Eutardigrada, Parachela, Macrobiotidae. The record is from RefSeq and is a predicted model, not a curated record. The transcript has a single exon. Bases 226 to 1617 code for a protein of 463 amino acids.
ACGUACAUACUACAUAGACAGAAUUAUGUAAUCCAUCACGCUCGUCGCAUAGUGCACGGUAGACAGUGCGGAGAGGCCGGUUCUGCUGCUGGCAAAGCUAGUUCAACAGCUGACUGCGAGCGAAUAAUCACACACGCUGUAAUCUAGGCACCGAAGGAACGAGCCUCCGUGCGCGCUGCCUUCUUCCCGUUUGUGUUAAUCGCCUGCAUAAUUGAACCGUUCAGGAUGUCGGUUCAGCGGCUGCACCUGUUGGCCAUCAGCUUCCCGGCGCUGGGCCACGCCAUCCCGUUGUUCGAGUGCUGCCGGAAGCUCUCCAAACACCACGACAUCACCUACGCCGUCUCGCGCAGUGUCGCCGACACCCUACGCCCCCGCGAGUUCGCCUCCCUCCAGGCCGACGAGCCGGUGACCUUGGUGGCCAUCGAGGACGGUAUUCGCGCCGACCGCCACAUGACCUCCGACGACUUCCUCGAGGCCCACGACAUGAUCAUCAACUACACGCGCCCCGGGGUGGCGCGCUUCAUCCAGCAGUACGUCGACCCUAAAGGGGAGCACCACGCCGCCAGCGUCUUCCAGGGGAAGCCGCCGCCCCGCGCCAUCAUCUUCGACAUGUUCAUCACGCCGGCGGUGAUGGGCACCCGCCUUCCGGACGCCCUCUACCUGUACUUCAACCCCUCGCCGGCCUACUACCCGCGCUACAUUGUCCUCUACAACGAUCCCGUCCAAGUGUGUCCGCUGGAGGAGCAGGACCCGUAUUACACGCUGCCCGCCCCCGGGGAGCAGCUCCUCCCGCAGUCCGAGAUGAAUAUCAAGGAGAUCCGCCCCAUCGCGGAGUACUUGUCCCACAUCGACGGGAUGAUCUGCAACAGCUUCCGGAAGAUCGACGCCGAGGACCUCCGGGAGGCGCAGAAGGACGCGCGCCUCCGCCACAUCCGCUUCUUCUGCCUCGGGCCCUUCAUCGCCCGCGCCGGGCCCACCAAACCAGCGGCGGAGGUCCAGAUCACCGGGUGGCUGGAUAAACAGGCCGCCCGCUCCGUCGUCUUCGUCUCCUUCGGCUCCAUGGCCGUUCCCAAACCGGAGGAGAUCCGCGGGAUCGGGAGCGCCUUGUUGGCCACCGGACGCCCGUUUAUCUGGUCCCUGCGGAAAGGUCACGAGCAGCACCUCCCGGAGGGGAUCCGCCGCGUGCUGCAGGAGGACGUCCUGCACGAGAAGUACGUCGUGGUGCCGUGGGCGCCGCAGAAAGCCAUCCUGGCGCACCCGGCCACGGCCCUGUUCGUCAGUCACUGCGGGUGGAACAGCGCGCUGGAGACGAUGAGCAGCGGGGUGCCGGUGCUGGCCUGGCCCAUGUGGGCCGACCAAAAAGCCAUCGGGGAGAUGUUUGUCAAGCUGGGCGCCGGGACGAUGAUCCCCGGGACGAGCUGCUCCAGUACGGAGGUCGUCCCGGAGGACACGGUGACCGCCGCCCUCACGGAGGCCCUGGGGAAUGAGAAGUACUACGCGGCGGCGCAGCAGCUGAAGGCCGAUAUCGACACGGCGCUGGACGAGGGCGGGACGUCACAGACGGAAUUACAGGAGCUGCUGCAGUUUAUUGACCAAGCCGGUGCUUCGCGCCCUUAAUUGCCGACAAAUUUACGUGCCUUUGUAAUUUUUUAUAUAUUCCUUGUCCUGAUUAAUGAAAAUGCAUUAUGGGAAUAUGUUGUAACUGCCAUAAUAAUUGCGAUUUUAUAUACAUAACCUCCAUAAAGGUUACCGUCAUGUAUUCAUUUUUAUAUACAAAACCUCCAUAAAGGUCACUGUCAUAUA